Molecule: messenger RNA, 5296 nt
Organism: Bicyclus anynana (squinting bush brown)
Lineage: Eukaryota; Metazoa; Arthropoda; Insecta; Lepidoptera; Nymphalidae
Product: protein FAM107B
Exons: 4
Coding region: 16-537 (173 amino acids)
Source: RefSeq, a predicted model, not a curated record
GUAUCCGUACUCGCGAUGUGCGACGCGAGAUCACGCAAACCAGCACCUGCAAUACAAAAGAAGCUCGCCAUGUAUGAAAACGUGUUGUCAGUGGGUACAGUGAGCGAGUGCGGCGUGGGCGCUGCUCCUCCGGUCCCCGAGGGCGGGCCGACAGCCGUGGCGAUGGUGACGGAGGGCGAGGGCGCGGACGGCCUCAUCGCGCCGCGCCGCCUGCCCAACCCCUGCAUGGAGAACCCGCUGCGCAUGGACCUGCAUAGAGAGCUCAUGUUUAACCAAAAAGUAGGCAAAAAUGUUCUCAAUCAAAAGAGCGAGCUUCAAAAGGCGCUUUCAAAGCACAAAGAGAAGCAGCUCAUGAACCAAAUAAAGGAGCACAGAGAAACGCCAGAACUAGAAAGAGCGAUCGCAGAACGGGCUCGACGGCUUGAGCAGGCGGAACAGCAUACGGAAGAAAUCGAAUCCGGCACAAAUCCCACACUACAAGAAGUGCGAGCGCGUUUGCGACACGCAGCGCCAUCUGCCGCCGCCUCCGCUCACUAAAACCAUAAAGUGAUUUUUUUUUUCAAAUCAAUAAGCCUAAUAACAAUUUAGCGUAAGAUCAUAAACGACAUUCGCAGAGCUGGAUGUAAAUUUACCUUUACAAAUAUAUAAAACGUAAAAAUAGUAGAUUGUUAUACAAGGGGCUAAAAAGACCCAUUAUAUACGAGGUGUGUUUAGGGCACGAGCCGUAAGGCGAUGCCCGUUAAAUAAAAACCGAGUUUAUAAUGGGCUUAGCCCCGCGUGUUACACUAUACUUUUCACUACGAUUGCGAGAAAAUAAAAUAAUUUAGUACAGUAUUCAAUGUUAAGAUUUUUUCGCAGACGCAGCUCGAAUAAAUCAAAUGAAAAAAAUACGCAUUCCACAGACAAGAACGCUGCAUUUCUAUUUACGACUAAAGCCUCCUACGUUUUAUAUAUUUUUUUUAAUAUUUUAGUAUGAUUAAAAUAUUUACGAAUUAAACCGUUUUCGUUUUAUAGUAGGCUUACCAUUCGUAACAGACAAGAAUUAAAAAAAAAGAAAUACUUUAGCCCCUAGAGGCUAAAAUGCUUAUUUAGCCCCGCUGUGGAGUGGUAAUAUGACAGUGUUUUUGAGCAAAAGUAGUAAAAAGAUAUAAGUUACACACAAGCCUUGACGAUAAAGUUAUUUAGACAUAAGCUAUGAAUUAUCUUUGUGAUCUUACGCUAAAGAUAUUUGUUUUCGAUUACGACCGUAUGAGAAGAAUAUUUCAAUCAGCGCCAUCUGUUAUCGUGUAGACAAACUAAGAGCUAGUAACAUUCAUUGCAUUACGUUUUUUCUCGCGCUUUGUUUAAACACAAGAUGUUUUGCAUCAACACUGUAUUCAAUUUCUUUGAUGAUACUAUAGGUAUGGAUUUGGCUUGGAACCGAGUGUGCGUUAAUGUAAAAAUACGCUUUCUUUGGUAAUGUAUUAGUUAUUUAUCUUACGGUGUGGUUUAUUGGUAAUUUAGGUCGAGGCGCCAUUUUCAUAGUGCCGAGACCAAAGAUUUUAUACUAUAGAUAUGUCACUACCGCGUCGAAACUGAGGUGAAUAAAAGUGGCUAGUUCAAUGAUAUUAUUAAAUACUGUUACAUGUGUUAAAAAACAUGAAAAAUGAGGCGCUCAAAAGAGGAAAUUUCCACAUCUCAAUGUUAGUUGUUGUCAACGUUAUUUAAACAAAUAAUACCUAAAUAUUAUCUAUAUUGUCGAGUUAUAUGUUGGAAGUGUAAUAACUAUAAAAUAUACAUAAAUGUAUAAUGUAAGAAACCACAAAAUUGCUCUCAGUGGAGUAGCUAAAUUCGGUGAUAUCUAUAGUACAAAAUCUUUGGCUGAGACUAAAUAUAUAAAUGCACACAUGUAUGGUACUACGUUUUUUAAUACAUUUGUAAGUAAAAGCCUUAGGGUACAUUAAAACCCAUUCUUACAAAAUAGACAAAAGCUUAAAAGAAAAUAAUCACAGAAUUAGACAGUGCAAUAAAUGUGAUAUAUGAGGUAAUAUAUUUAUUUUUUAUAUAUUAUCUUAUGUGUAAAUUAAAAACUAUACAUAAUAACACUUACAAAAUGUAUUGAAAAAUAAUGUAUAUAGUUAUAUGUAGAUAGAAAGUUCGUCUUUGUUGUUCGUCAUCGAAACUAAGUCACUAUAAGUGUCACAAAAACUGUUUAGUUUAAUUGUUUAUUAUAAAUUAGGAAUGGUAAUAAUAAUUUGAUUCAUUUAUUAUCGUUUAUACGAUAGCACCGUUGGAUUGUUUACGUUUUUGAAUGUAUUUAAAUAUGUAAGGCAGCUUCAGAAAGAAAGUGACCUAAGUUGAAAAAUUUAAAAUUUGCCGACCAUUUAGGGCCCAGCACGAGCAUUUAGGCCCAGCACGUUACCGAAAAGAAUGACGAAAGAUCCUUUAUUUUAUAAUAAAUCAAAAUCACCAAAAAUAAAUAGAAUUCACAUUUGCUAAUAUUUAUUAAAAUGUGUGUUUUUGUUGAAAAUAUGCAUUUCAUGCAUAUAUUUAUUAAUGUUACUUGAAUUGAAAAUGAAAUUAAAGCAGUAUAUAACUAAAAUUACUUAUUAUUUAAUAAAUUACACUAAUUUAGACAUUGUAACGAUUCCUUUAUCAAAUCUAGAUUGCUGGGUUGUAUGAAAAAUGAUAGGUCUCUUAUAUACAUAUAAAUAAUGCCAUAAAAUUAUGGUUAAAAUUUACUUAUUUCAAUAAGGUCACUUUUAUUCAAAAGAUGCAAUGUAAAGUUAAGUAGGUAGAAUGAAGUAUCAAUUAUAUUUCGUUUUAAUGUAUUUUGAUGUAUUGUGUUUUUGAAAUAAAUAAACCACUGACUGAGGAAUCGACUGCUUGAGCUGAAACAAUAAGGGUAUCGUCUUCAACAAGAGAACAAAAUAUUUUUCUAAACUUUUUAAUGUUUCACACUUAAUCAUCAUUCAACUCAUUUGUAGGCAAAUAAUGCAGUGAGAUGUUAUUUAUUACCUUUAGAAUGCGGGUUUAUUUUCUAUGGAGGAAUUGCAUUAAACACUGAUUUGAAUUUAACUAUUAAUUGAUUUUUUUAGACUAUUUCCGCCGCUCUUUCUAUCAAUCACUUAACUGAAGAAUAGAGGUAGAAAUUCAUCGAAAAAGGGUGAACAUAAUUAAUUAAAAUUUCAGUUACAUGUGGAAAAUAAAAAAAUCAAAUCGCUACAUACGUCGCUGACGAAUAUUUUCGUUAAUUUGUCAUUGGUGGGAUUGCUUCAGCUCAUAUUAUUUAUAUGUUAUUUAAAAAGAAAUAACUAGAUAGGUAGUUACCAUCAGAAAAGUACAUCUAACAAUCUUUUUCAGUCCUAAAUAUUAUAGCAACUCUAAAGUUAUUAACAUCUCACUGAUUUAUUAUUUGCAUAAAGCACAUUAUUGAAUCUGUAGGCAUUUCACUAAGUAUAGGUUAUAUCAUCAUACAUUUUUAGUGAUUAUUUCGUAACAAUACAUAUACGUAUAGAAAGUAGCUAGUUGGGGAAUUAUAUUAUGACUUAGGUUAAGGUGGUUAAAUUUAAAAUAUCAUAUUUAUAACAAAAGGGUAGAGAAGUCUUAUUAAAGUAGUAGUAAAAAAAAAAUUACUUCUACAUACAGAAUAUUCCCAUACCAUUUUUGAUGUUAUUCUCCCGGAUUUAUUAAAUAGUUGUCCAGUUUGAUGAUUUGAUAUCGAAGUGUUCAUGAAAGUGAUAGAAAUGAAAAUGAUAUUUUUGUAUUUUUAUGUAAAACCUAUAGAGCCUAUUUCUCUAACAUUUCUAAAUAGUGUGUAGUCGUUCCCACAAAGAAGCAAUAAUAUUUUUAUAGCAGACGCUGUAGUCAACAUCUUACACUUCCACUGUAUAAACGUAACGCGACUGAAACUUAUAAAGAAUACAAUGAUACAUCGGCCUAAAACAAAACAUACAAGUUUAACACAGAUAAGUAAAAAAAAAAAAUAUUUCUAUUGUCUAUUAUUAGUAUUAUGGUUGAAUUGAUAUUAUAAUUAACAACCAUUUCAUAUAAAUCAACUGACAUGUAGCACCAGAUUAUUUUCCAAGGCAGAUAAGCCGAAAUUUUGUAUACCAAAUUUGAAUCCAAUUUUAAGUCAGAAAUUCUAAAGUAGCUUUCAAGACCAACUCCGACUAAUUAAAAAAGAAGUGAAAUUUUUAUUCUACAAGAUUUUGUUUGUGGAAAUUCAAAGAUAACAGAAACAUUUGUUUUCCUUUUUUUUUGAGUUAGGCCUUUAUUCUAUUGCGUCGAUGACGAAAAAUCGAACAAAGUUUUCCUUCGCACGCUGAAAAUUGCCAAAGAAUAUUGACUGCAGCAUCUGUAUCUUUAAUGAUAUCGUACGUAAUACAUAUUUAGAGAAUCUCUAAGACCACUAAAUAUAAACCAUAAUUUAAGAUAACUCUUUUUCUCUAGUCUGGUAAACUCUUACUGUAAUUUAAUUAUAAGGUGAACUCAUCAAAUCCAAAACUAAUACAUGUAAAUCUACACCCUGAAACCUCUUACAAUGUUCUUCCUAUUGUUUUUGGAAAUUUUGUCUCUUUCAAAGGACUGGUCAAACCUCUUUUAAGAAAGGGACCAAAAUUUGACGUGGUUGGGUUCAAACUUUUUUCAUUCUACAUAAUAAUUUGAGCGAUUUCGGCCAUCAAUUACAAAGUGGGAAAGUUUGGCCUAGCCUAUAAUGUCACCAAUACACGAUCAAACUAAAUUUCCAAUACGUGGUUUGUUUAAUAAACAACAUAAACAAUACUGCAAAUGAAUAGCUGCAAAUGCGAGUGACAAACUACAUAAUUUGAUCGGUAACGGUUGACAAAUUUCAAAGUACUAUUUUCUCUCCAUUGUGCCUAUUUAUAAAUGUUGAGUACUUUCAGAGUAUUAGUUAGACGUAAAAGUAGAAUUAAGGUGGAAUCACAUUCGCAACAUCCCACUUAUCUGUAUCGAGUGGGAUGUUGAAAUGUGUAUCUACCACAAUAUUUUGUAGGAUGAUGACUCUCACACAAAAAAAUUAAAAUUGUCUCUUGUCCCACUUGUUAUCCUUUCACUCUUGUCUUAUUACUUUGUUCCCUCGAGUUUAUCUUUUGUUUGUUAUAUUUAGAUGACUUAGUACAAAGUGGCAUCGUCAUGAUGUGAAUUAGCUUAAAAGCUGUGUGUCGUGGCCAUUUUAUGUUUGAUAUUAUGUAACUAAAUUAGCUUUUAAGAGAUUUAAUUCUUCGUAAAGUUUACAAUGGAAAUGUAUCAAAGUUUGGUAAUAAUCAUAGACCAAUAAAAGUGUUUUAGCAUA